Molecule: messenger RNA, 573 nt
Organism: Protopolystoma xenopodis
Lineage: Eukaryota; Metazoa; Platyhelminthes; Monogenea; Polystomatidea; Polystomatidae
Source: the annotation of a GenBank genome assembly
GUAGCUGAGGGUCGUCUGAAGAUCAUCCCAGAGUUUCACAAGCGAACUUGGAAUGCCUGGCUCUCGGAUUGCCAUGAUUGGUGUAUUUCGCGCCAGCUAUGGUGGGGGCAUCGCAUUCCUGCAUUUUUGCCGGCAGAGAAUAGUUCCUGGGUAGUAGCGCGAAACGAGGAGGAGGCACUGGAGCGCGCGAUCGUACAGUUUUCUGUACCUGCCUCUCAACUCAAACUCACAAGGGACAAUGAUGUUCUGGACACAUGGUUCUCCUCGCAGCUAUUCCCAUUUUCCACCUUGGGCUGGCCCGAUCCCACAUGUUUUCCUGACGUCUUUCCACCCGGAGACCUCGAGAGUUACUAUCCUGGCAGUCUUUUAGAGACUGGGCAUGAUAUCAUCUUUUUCUGGGUUGCUAGGAUGGUUAUGAUCGGCCUACAAUUGAUGGGUCGUCUUCCGUUUCACACGGUUUAUCUGCAUGCUAUGGUGCGUGAUUCACAUGGCAAGAAAAUGAGCAAGUCUCUUGGAAACGCUUUGGAUCCAAUGGAUGUGAUAAAUGGGAUCUCGCUAGCUGGUGAGGUAUAU